Prorocentrum cordatum is the source of this 1578-nucleotide messenger RNA. The record is from the annotation of a GenBank genome assembly. Lineage: Eukaryota; Dinophyceae; Prorocentrales; Prorocentraceae.
AUGACUGGCGAGGCCAAGCCACGCAAGCAUUUCACGGGGUCGACCGCCGGGAACCACAUCGGCCCCGCCGCAUUGCCGAAGUAUACGGAAACCUGGCGGAUCCCGAAGGACCAGAAGUCCAAGCUGCUCGGCGUUCGCGGCAAAGUCCCAGCUGGGGGGCCAGCCUCUGCUGAGACGGGGCCGGGGGCGAUCAUCAACACCGACGACGGGGAGAAGAAGAAAACCUACGACAAGCCUGAGUUUACAGACGGCCUGGAGCCCGUGAACUGGCACUGCGCUGGCGAUGCCCUCAUCGAGGAAAUGAUCCACAGCUUCGGUCUGACUGCGCUCGUGAAGCGCGUGUGGGACCUGUUCUGGACCGAGGGCAAUCGCUUAUACCAGAGUGGCUUGGUGGAGAUCCUAGGCGCCGACGAUGACAACAAACCUUCUCCUGGGGGGGAUCCGAAUCGGAUCAGGAAGCGCACGGCCCCCGCCGGCAAGGGCGCCGAGGGUGGUGGUGGCAAGAAGACCAAGAAGCAGAAGUUGCUCGAGCAGUUGGCGGCUGCUGAGGGCGCCGAGGGAGAGGCACGCGCCCGAGAGCGCAGGCAGGCCGCGGGAGCCGCACAGGGGGGGGGCCCGGGCAAGGACAUCUACCUCAUCUGCGACUACAUGGAGUCGGAUUUGCACGCCGUCAUCCGUGCCAACAUCUUGCAGGACGUUCACAAGCAGUACAUCAUCUACCAGCUGCUGAAGUCGCUGAAGUACAUGCACUCUGGCCAGAUGCUCCAUCGCGACAUCAAGCCCUCGAACAUCCUGCUGAACUCCGACUGCCAGGUGAAGGUCUGCGAUUUUGGGCUCGCGCGCGGCAUCACUCAGCAGGGCGACUCGGGCGCGAACCCGGUGCUCACGGACUACGUCGCCACGCGCUGGUACCGCGCCCCCGAGCUGCUCCUCGGCUCCACCGCGUACACUAAAGGUGUUGACCAGUGGAGCGUUGGCUGCAUUCUCGGGGAGCUCCUCUCGGGCAAGCCGAUCUUCCCAGGCACUUCGACCAUGAACCAGCUGGAGCGGGUGAUCGAGGUGACCGGCCGCCCCACCCCGGAAGACAUAGAGGCCGUGAAAUCGCCCUACGCCCAAACCAUGCUGGAGCAGCUGACCAACUCCCGCGCCAGGAAGCUGAACGAGAUGUUCCCGAGCGCGAGCAAAGAGGCCCUCGACCUGAUGAAGUGCUGCCUGCAGUUCAACCCCAACAAGAGGAUAUCCGCGAAGGAUGGGCUCCGUCAUCCUUAUGUCGUGCAGUUCCACAACCCUGAAGACGAGUGGGAAUGCGACCGUGUGAUCAAGAUUCCGAUCGACGACAACACCAAACUGACCGUGCAAGACUACCGCGAGCGCUUGUACGCCGACGUCCUCAGGAAGAAGAAAGAGCAGCGCCGGUCCCACCGCAGGAACCUCGAGGAGCAGGCGGCGAUGGCGUCGCAGUCGCAGGGGUCUUCCGUGGACCCACGGCUCGCUUCCCAGAGCAGGCACUCCAGAGCGGGCAUGACGUCCUCGAAGUCCAGCGUAUCCUCUGCUUCCGGGACGGCGGCUAGGCGCUGA